Messenger RNA from Aphis gossypii (cotton aphid), 5178 nucleotides. RefSeq lists its product as uncharacterized. The transcript has 8 exons. The record is from RefSeq and is a predicted model, not a curated record. The coding region runs from base 864 to 2612 and encodes 582 amino acids. NCBI's taxonomy places the organism in Eukaryota, Metazoa, Arthropoda, Insecta, Hemiptera, Aphididae.
UCUUUAUAGAUCUUGCGUUCGUGCACCUGCAUCACUAGAUAGUGCUAUCAGUCGAUCGUCGUGGUAUCUCAAGGUGAACACUUUGCGGUAUCUCUUACUAAUCUGUCAUUCUUAUCGCAUUUAUAGUUAUCACUAUUAAUGAAUCAUGAUAGUCGUUUUCACUUUCAGUCUUGGCUGUUCGGCGGUCGCUAUUUGGUCUUCACGCAGUAGUCAGUCAUUCUUCAGUUAGUGAAAUGUUGUCGUAUGCUUCGCACUCGUGCCAUUCGUCAUUUGUGUCGCAUCGUAAACGUUGAAUCUGAAGUAAUAAUGUUUUUAUUGUACCGGAAGAGUAACCGUAGUUUUAGUUAAAACCACAGUCCAUAAUUUACUCGUAUACGUCGGUUGUACGUUAUAAUAUUUCGUUAGUCGACCACAAGACGUGCCUCUUGCGAAACGGUUCGAUACGCCGUGUCGUCCUACACAGUAUACGGUUCGCCGUCGUCGAGUCGUGUAUCGAUUGUUUCUGCCCCCGCGCGACACUCGUAGAUACGACAAUAUAAUUAUUAUAAUAGUACCUAACGACCAUCCCGUCUUGUUGCUAAGUUAUUCGCUGUUUUCAAACCUAACAUUCUCUCCGCCGUCGGUGAUUCGGUCGAGUGUAACAAUAACUGACGUUAUAUUGUAGGUACACGAUACAGCCAUACCGACAACUGUUACCUGCCUUCCCAGGUGUGUGCUUGUAUAUGUGUGUGUGUGUGUGCUGCCUACGUAUUGUUAUAGACAAGAGUUCAUUAUUUCGUAGUUGCCAUCCUUCGCGAAAUCCACUUUCCAAAAAUGGACCAAGCGUACUAUGACGAAGACAGUUAUUGAUUAAUCGUACUGAGAUGAAAAAAAUCCAAGGUCGAUUUCGGGCAGUAACUAGAUCUACACUAUCUACUGCUCAUCUAUUCUGUUUGUAUUCGACACAAUUUCCAAAAGAAAAUGAGAUUAUUGAAUUACUACCAUGCAUAAUAUGCAAUCGUUCAUUCCGUCCAAAUUUAUUACAACGCCACUCAACUAUAUGCCAAAAAAACGCUAAAAAAAAGAAGGUACCAUUUGAUUCAUCUAAACAGCGCAGAGAAGGUACUGAGAUGGCAGCAUAUUUACCACAUAUGAAAAAGACUCAAGAUGCUUAUAUUGCUGUAGAAAAAUCUAAAAAGAACUGGAAAGCUAAGCAUGAAGAGCUUGUUAGAGCUGUUAAAGCAGCACGAGGGGAAAAAGUUGAUGAUAAGCUUAUACCAUCUAAACCUAUUGAUUCUGAAGAAUGUCCACAUUGUGCACGGAAUUUUGGACCUAAAUCAUACGAUCGACAUGUAGAGUUUUGCAGAGAAAAAGCUCAGAGAAUAUCUACUGCACCAGUGAUUAGUCAAGUAGCUAAAGAACGACUUGAAGCAAGAAUAAAAUACCGUGCUCCUCCACUCAAGUCACAGCGCACAGUUACUAAAGAGAAAUAUUCUCCAAAAACAAAAAUCCUUACUCGAGAUGUUUCAAGUGUACCAAUAAAAGUUAUACAACCAUUAAAAACUAUUAAAAAAAGAACUCCACCAAUUAGAAAUGUAUCUAAUAUCCCACGUCAAAUGUCAACAGUAGUGAAAAAGAAAGACCCAAUAUCAAAAAGUCUCUAUGGGGAUAGGAAUGCAAUAUACUUGCCCCAAAAGCCAGAUCUAAAAAAUGAAUCAGUUAUGAAGAAAUCUGAAUCAGCCUAUAUCCUUGGCUCUAAAAAUCACAUAAAACAAGAAGUUAAUAAGGUGGUCAAUAAAUUUGACAAAAAAAAUAUAUCAAAAUCCCAACCCCAUUUGGAUAUUUACGACCCUCAUUUGGAUAGCUACGAUCCAUUUAAAUCAGCCGAACAACAAAUGAAAGAGCUCGAUCUAGACAUUAACAUAAUUGACAUUGGUCUUAAAAAUACGUCAAAUUGUACACCAAAUAAUAAUAUUGAGAAUCUUCCAAUGUCUCCAACAUCUGCAUUCGUUAAAUAUUCACCAGUCUCUUCUUUAGUAGUAUCUCCAGAUAAUAUUGAAAACACAUUUCCCGAUGAAUUUCACUCGGAUACUAAUCUAAAUAGUCAUCCACUACACAAUUUAAGCAAUUUAAGUCUAUGUUCCAUUGUCAGUAUUGAAUCAGCUGACUUUAAUAAUAAGACUCAUAGUGCUGUAGAGCGAGGUACAGAUCAUCUCAAAAGUCCUACAAAACGAAACAUCAAUCAUAAUCAUAAAAAACAAAUAGCUAUUGAAAAUAUGCUUUAUGGCGAUAAUGAAAAGGAUAAAUCAAAUCUCACAUUUGAUUUAGCAGAACAAGAACUUUUAAAAUCUGUGUCGGAAUUUGAAAACUUGUUGAAAAUAACAGAUGAUGAUGAUAUAGUAUCACCAUCUUUGAAUAGAACCUCUGCCCUUAGUAUGAUCAACGGGAUUAAUUCCAAUAGCAGUGCUGAUUCGGCUUACGGAAGCUUAAACAGAAAAUCUGAGCAGACGACAACCGACAAUUAUAUUCAAUUGCUGAAAGCUGCUAAAUUUUGCCAUGAAUGUGGAUUCAAAUAUCCGAUCAUUGAUAUUAAAUUUUGUACUGAGUGUGGUAUGCGGCGCAUAGUAUCAUGAUUCUUCAAUUCAUCUGAUUGCUUCAAUUUAAAUAUUUAUUUUUAUUAAGGGUAUUAAGAAUUUACAAUAUGUUAAAUUUGUAGAAUGGAGAGUAUAUUUUAAUAUUUUUAUACUUAUUUACUUAUAAAUUAUAAUUAAUAAGCUAACAACAGUUUAUAAUAGGUAAUUACUAUGGUAUAAAAUUGCAUUAUUUUGCUUAACCCCUGAGACUGAUUUUUUAAAUUGAAAUUAGUUUGAGUGUAUCUUGUCACUUAAUUUAUUUUAAAUAUUACUAAUUCAACAAGACCAAAGUAUUAACAAUAAUAUAUUUUUUGUAAAUUAAUAUUGUUAAGGUAUUCAAAAUAUUAAUUUUUAUUUACUUGAUUUUGUAAGCAUUAAAAUUGAUUACUCCAGCGGUUCUUAAUCUGUGUUGCUUGGCCCCCUGGGGAUCGUGGGAGCUAUAAUACGUCGUGACAAAAUAUAAUAUUAUAAUAUACAAUAUUUAUUAUAAUUUUGGUUAUGUUAACAUGAGAUAUAAAAAAAAGGUAUUCGAAAAAAUUGGUAAGGGGAUCCUCAGUAUCUAAAAAAUUUUUAUUAAGGGUCCGUGAUUUACAGAAGGUUAAAAAUCACUGGAUUAGUCUGUUUAGUUCUCAAUUUAUAAUGUGUUAACAAUAAACAUAUAACUAUAUUGAUUUGUAUUUCUCAUAAAUAAUACUAACACCAGGAGCAAAGGGGGUUUUAAGAGUUUAACUUCCACAAAAAAACAAAAAUUAAAAAUAUAUUUUUAUUUAUGCCCUUGACAAUCACUACAUAUUUAGUUCCAUGAAUAGUGAGGGGAAAAAGUCUAAAUAUAAUUAUAGUAAAUCACUGAAUAUAUAUUUUUUGUGAUGCACAUUCACAGAAAGUUUAAUUAUUGUAUAAUAUAUUAUAAUCAAAUUAAUACAUUAUAAUAUAACAUUUGGCCAAUACAUUAAAUUACAUUUUGUAUUAAGAAAUUUAUAUAUAGGUUAAAAUAAAUUACACUUAACCUACCUAUACUAAUAACAAAAAAUGCUAUUUUUUAUGGUAAGUUAAAGCAUAUUCUUAUUUAUUACCUAAUUUAAUCAACUGGAUUGUUACCAAAAGAUUUAAUGCUUAUACUUUGAUAAAUAUUAAAUAUUUUGCCUAAUUAUUUACAAAAAUAUUUUUAUUCCUUUUAUUCUUUUUUCUAAUAUAUAUUUUUUUUUAUUCUGUAUUUAUUAUUUUCAUUUGUUUUUAAUUAUCUAUUAUGAUGUAUUUUUUGUACUAGGUAGAACACUUUCCUAUUUUUCACUCUUCAGAUAUUAACACAAUUUAUUGGUUUUAUUAUUUUAAUAUUCAUCGUUUUUUCAUCCGAUUUACUUGUAGUUUAAGAUAAGUUUUAAGUCUACUUAUUAGGCAUUAACUAAAUCUAUUAUUUUUUCUAUGUCCUCUCUUAGCAUACAUAAUAUAAUUUUUUUUUUUAUUUACAUUGUCAAGAAAGAUUGUAAAGUAAUAGGAAAAAAAAUUAUAAUAUGACUUACUAGUAUUUACCACUUUAACUAAAGGAUUUGGAAUCUAGGUACUAAUAAUUUAUUAUUGUCAAAUUUCUAAACAGAUGUUAUGUUUAAUGUUAAAAUAUUUACUGUCUAAACAUUCUGAGAAUUGAGAUAUACCUUUUUAGAAAUUAUAAUCUUAUUUUGCACAUUCUUGUCUCUUUAUAGCUAGUUAUAACUGCUUACUAUACUUAAAUGUUUUGUUUUGCUUUUCAAAGAUGUUAUUACCAAAUUUUAACCUUUUUAAAUUGAUAUUUUAUUGUUUGUAUUAUAUAUAAAUGUAUAUUUUAGUAGGCAAGUCCAUAAAAUAUAGUAUUUUUUUUUGUUUUUGAACAUGCUAUUAUUAGCAAUAUUUUAAAAUAUUACAGAAUGGUGCUAUAAUAAUUGUGUGCUAUUGGUAAUAGGUAGGUAACUAAUUCACCAAUAUUCAUAGAUUAUAGUCAACACAUGUUUGUGUAUUAUACCAAAGAAUGUUAUAACUACUCGGGUAUUAUUUAUUGAUUUCUACUAAUUUUUUUCAAAUAACUAAUUACCUCCAUAUAAUAUGUUGCCUACUGCUAGCACAUAAAUCAAUACACUAAUAUUAUUUUAAAUAAUAAUGUUUUUUAAUAUUAUUUCUCGUGUGUAUACAAAGGAGAAAAUUCAAAUUGACAUAAUUCACUAAGUCGAUUACCAAAAUGUUAUAUUAUUUUUUGAAUUCAUUUUUUAUUUCUUUUUCAUAAGUAAAAUUCAAAAUAUUGCAUUCCUUUAUUCAAAUGACAUAGGUACUUACCUAAUUUAAUAACUUUAAACUAAUUAAACAAUAACUCAAUUUUGCUACUAGAUUUAUAAUAUAUUAAUAAGUGUUUUAUUUAAUUUUAUACGUUUUAUAAAUUAUUUUUGUUGUUAUAUUAAGAUAAUAUGAUUUAAAUUUAUUUACAGUUUUAAUAUUUUAGUCACUCUGUUGUAAUGCAUUUUUCUUUACUUUUGUACCUAACUACAUAGUGCCAUUUGAUAUUUAAAAUAAUAAAUGUUGAAGUAUUGAAUCACACUAA